CAAAUACAAGUGAUUCUGUGUGUUUUAAGUGAUCUUAGUGAGGAAUAUUGUGUGUUGGGAUGGGGCUUGUAGACUGGGUGCUGGGGCGGGCUGCCAGCCUGCUGCUGAUUUCGGUCCUGGUGGACUGCGUCCCUCUAUCGCCCCGGACCUUCACGUCGUCCGGAAAGAUGCGCAAGCUGCACAAGAGGCCCGGGCAGGCCUCCCCGACCGCGCCCGCCCUCCCGCCCCCCCGGACCGUCACCGUGCAGUGCCACGACUCCGCCAUGGAGGUUGCAGUGAAGGCCGACCUGUUCGGGACGGGGGCCGUGAUCGACAGCUCCGACCUGCGGCUGGGGCCGCACCCGUUGGGCAAGGGCGGCAAGUGUGGGGCUGUGACCUCGGGAGAGGGGCAGUACACCAUCCUCGCUGGGCUGACGGACUGCGGCACGGAGCUGGUGUUCACCAAUGAAUGGCUGGUCUACAAGAACUCCAUAUUCUACUCGCCAACACCUUUGCCGGAUGGUGUCAUUCGAUUGGAGGAAACCAUGAUUCCGAUCAAGUGCCAUUAUAGAAGGCAGUACAGUGUGAGCAGUAAUGACCUGGAGCCUACGUGGGUGCCCUUCUCCGCUCGACAGUCCUCUGAAGAAGCCAUCUACUUCACCCUCAGACUCCUGACUGCGGACUGGCGUUCUGAGGGGACCUCCAACGUCUACUUCCUUGGCGACGUGAUCAAUCUGGAGGCUUCCGUUGUCCAGGGCAACCACGCGCCCCUCCGUGUCUUUGUGGACACGUGCAUGGCCACCCUGGUGCCUGACGUGAACUCUCACCCCAGAUACACAUUCAUCGAGGGAGGGUGCCUCACCGAUGCUAGGGCGACGGGGUCCCGGUCACGCUUCCUGCCCAGAACCCGGGACGACCACCUGCGCCUGGAGCUGGACGCCUUCAGGAUGCACCAGGACUCCAGGGACUCGAUCUACAUCACCUGUCUGGUAACUGCUGAGCCGGUGGAGUUGAGCACGGGGUCCCCAAACCAGGCUUGCUCCUAUGUUGACGGAAGGUGGACGUCGGCCGAUGAACGCGACCAGGCUUGUGGCAGCUGUGAGGGGUUCCACGGGUUCUCCUCCAGCAAGAGAACCCCAGAAGUUGGGGUGUGGAAGAGGGGAGCCAAGGCUGACACGGGUGCAGCCGGUACCGCCGGGACCAAACCUCCCGCUGCAGGUUCUGCUUCAGCGAAGACUGUGACCAUUGGCCCCCUGAUCGUCCAUUCACUUGGGCGAGCGGAGCAUUCGGGCAAUUCUGCGGAUGCCUCGGACAGCGUGGCCGAAGCGGGCAGUGCAGUGGACCCCUCAGCCAUUCCCCCUGAGGCAGGCACUGCGGUGGACACCCCACGGUCAUUGGAGGACCUUGCGACUGGACAAAUGGAGACCGCCACACUUCCUUUGACUGGGCGAUCGGCGCAUUCUGCGGACGCCCGCCCUGCCAUUUCACUGGAAGCGGGCACCUUGGGUACCUCUGGCCUUGAGACGGAGAGCUUGGAUGACCUUGAGAUCGAGAGCUGGGAUGACCUUGAUACCGAGAGGUGGUUGCCAACCCGGUAGAGUUGGAACGUUCUGUGGUUGUUGAAAAUGAAGAGGGCGCGAUUGGAGACGGAGAGAGUGGUCUUAGUUCUGGGCGAGUGGUGGGUCGUGCGCCCGACCAACAAGGUCUUCAGUUGCAACUGGCAAAUUGUCCAUUUGCAGGCCAAGUCACUGGGAGUCUGGAUGCAAAGAACCAACUUGUGAAAUAAAAUUCAAUAAAGACCACUUUAAUCCUGAA
Conger conger (European conger) is the source of this 1794-nucleotide messenger RNA. Its product is annotated as zona pellucida sperm-binding protein 3-like. Gene Ontology annotation, molecular function: acrosin binding. Gene Ontology annotation, cellular component: extracellular matrix. The transcript is spliced from 8 exons. The coding region runs from base 60 to 1577 and encodes 505 amino acids. Gene Ontology annotation, biological process: egg coat formation; positive regulation of acrosome reaction; binding of sperm to zona pellucida. The record is from RefSeq and is a predicted model, not a curated record. Lineage: Eukaryota; Metazoa; Chordata; Actinopteri; Anguilliformes; Congridae.